UAUAACUUCACUUUUGAACUCCCCUCUCCCUCUCUCUCUCUCCCCCUGUCUCCCCUUCACACACACAGCGAAGGCAUCGAUGGAACAGCAGAGAGUUCAGAAAUCGGUACAAGAAACUACCGAACAAGAAGAGAUUCAACAUGGCCCUUUUCCAGUUGAACAACUUCAGGGCUCUGGGAUUGCUGCUGUUGACGUAAAGAAACUAAAAGAUGCUGGUCUUUGCACUGUUGAAGCUGUUGCAUACUCUCCGAGGAAGGAGCUUCUGCUAAUUAAAGGGAUCAGCGAAGCUAAAGUUGACAAAAUUGUUGAGGCAGCUUCCAAAUUGGUCCCAAUGGGCUUCACUAGUGCUGGUCAACUCCAUGCUCAGAGAGAGGAAAUCAUUCUCUUAACCACAGGAUCCAAAGAACUUGACAAAGUAUUGGAAGGUGGCGUCGAGACGGGAUCUAUUACUGAAAUAUAUGGGGAGUUCCGUUGUGGAAAGACACAGCUAUGUCACACACUCUGUGUGACUUGCCAACUUCCUUUAGAACAAGGUGGUGGUGAAGGCAAAGCAAUGUACAUUGAUGCUGAGGGGACUUUCAGACCACAAAGGCUCCUGCAGAUAGCUGACAGAUAUGGGCUAAACGGGGCUGAUGUUUUGGAAAAUGUUGCGUAUGCCAGAGCAUAUAAUACAGAUCAUCAAUCAAGGCUUUUGUUGGAAGCAGCUUCAAUGAUGAUUGAGACCAGGUUUGCACUAGUGGUAGUGGACAGUGCAACUGCUCUGUAUAGAACAGAUUUUUCUGGAAGAGGAGAACUGUCAGCUAGGCAGAUGCAUCUUGGCAAGUUCUUGAGGAGCCUGCAAAAGUUAGCAGAUGAGUUUGGCGUUGCUGUUGUAAUUACCAAUCAAGUUGUUUCCCAAGUGGAUGGUUCUGCGGUUUUUUCAGGGCCUCAGAUUAAACCAAUCGGUGGGAACAUCAUGGCUCAUGCUUCUACAACGAGGCUAGCUCUACGUAAAGGAAGAGCAGAGGAGCGAAUUUGUAAAGUAAUUAGUUCUCCUUGUUUGGCUGAAGCUGAAGCAAGGUUUCAGAUUACUGCCGAAGGAGUAACAGAUGUCAAGGACUGACCCGCUCAAACAAAUUUUCUGGGACCAAUUGGCCAUCAUUCCUUUUGAAGUCAAGAUUUAGUUCUUAUUCAGCACUAUAGAAUGAUUUUGGCAACAAAGAAAAUCCACCAACUGGAAUUGAAAGCACAGCAGAGAGCUGUGAAGCAGAACUGAACUUGCACCAAUAUUGUUUCAGAGAUGAAGGCAUCAAUUAUGAUCCAGAGAUGUAUAAAGAGUUCAUUCUACUUUUCAUUUUCUUUUUGUAUAAUUUCUCUAGCACCAAGAGAAAAAACCUAGUCAAAGAUGCCUCUUUUUGCGAUAGCUCUUUGUUCUAAUAUGAUCAUGAUGUAUUACCCUCUUGAGAGUUCAUAAUUGUUGGUGACGCAAGUCAAGUUUAUGCACUGAAAUAUAAAUCUAAAUCAUUUGCUGCA
Molecule: messenger RNA, 1512 nt
Organism: Daucus carota subsp. sativus
Lineage: Eukaryota; Viridiplantae; Streptophyta; Magnoliopsida; Apiales; Apiaceae
Product: DNA repair protein RAD51 homolog
Exons: 9
Coding region: 80-1102 (340 amino acids)
Biological process (GO): mitotic recombination; mitotic recombination-dependent replication fork processing; reciprocal meiotic recombination
Cellular component (GO): condensed nuclear chromosome
Molecular function (GO): DNA strand exchange activity; ATP hydrolysis activity; double-stranded DNA binding
Source: RefSeq, a predicted model, not a curated record